This is a messenger RNA of Pteropus alecto (black flying fox), 4505 nucleotides long. RefSeq names its product MTSS1L, I-BAR domain containing (gene MTSS2). Bases 2 to 1867 code for a protein of 621 amino acids. Gene Ontology annotation, molecular function: actin binding; phospholipid binding. The transcript is spliced from 17 exons. NCBI's taxonomy places the organism in Eukaryota, Metazoa, Chordata, Mammalia, Chiroptera, Pteropodidae. The record is from RefSeq and is a predicted model, not a curated record. Gene Ontology annotation, biological process: cell projection assembly; plasma membrane organization. Gene Ontology annotation, cellular component: actin cytoskeleton; cytoplasmic side of plasma membrane.
CAUGAAGAGCUCCUACCCCAUCUGGGAGGACUUCAACUCCAAGGCCACAAAGCUGCAUUCCCAGCUGAGGACCACUGUGCUGGCUGCUGUGGCCUUCUUGGAUGCCUUCCAGAAAGUGGCCGACAUGGCCACCAACACCCGAGGGGCCACGCGGGACAUCGGCUCGGCGCUCACGCGCAUGUGCAUGCGACACCGCAGCAUCGAGACCAAGCUGCGGCAGUUCACCAAUGCCCUGCUGGAGAGCCUCAUCAACCCGCUGCAGGAGCGCAUCGAGGACUGGAAGAAGUCGGUCAACCAGCUGGACAAGGACCACGCGAAAGAGUACAAACGAGCCCGACACGAGAUCAAGAAGAAGUCUUCGGACACGCUGAAGCUGCAGAAGAAAGCGCGCAAAGAGCUACUUGGGAAAGGAGACCUGCAGCCCCAGCUGGACAGCGCCCUGCAGGACGUCAAUGACAUGUACCUGCUGCUGGAGGAGACGGAGAAGCAGGCGGUGCGCCGAGCCCUGAUCGAGGAGCGCGGCCGCUUCUGCACUUUCAUCGCCUUCCUGCAGCCCGUGGUGAACGGCGAGCUGACCAUGCUGGGGGAGAUCACUCACCUGCAGGGCAUCAUCGACGACCUGGUGGUGCUGACCGCGGAGCCCCACAAGCUGCCCGCCGCCAGUGAGCAGGUGAUCAAAGAUCUGAAGGGCUCAGACUACAGCUGGUCCUACCAGACGCCACCCUCGUCACCCAGCAGCUCCAGCUCCCGAAAGUCCAGCAUGUGCAGCGCCCCCAGCAGCAGUAGCAGUGCCAAGGGUGGCGGAGCCCCGUGGCCUGGGGGCGCCCAAACAUACUCACCCGGUUCCACCUGUCGCUACCGCAGCCUGGCGCAGCCAGCCACCGCCACCACCCGCCUCUCCAGCGUCUCCUCCCACGAUUCCGGCUUCGUGUCCCAGGACGCCACCUACUCCAAGCCUCCCUCACCCAUGCCUUCAGACAUCACCAGCCAGAAGUCCUCCAGCUCUGCAUCCUCUGAGGCCUCGGAAACCUGCCAGUCCGUUAGCGAGUGCAGCUCCCCCACCUCGGACUGGGCCAAAGCUGGCCCCCACGAGCAGCCCUCUGGCACAACCCUGCAGCGGAGGAAGGACCGUGUGGAGCUCCUGCGAGACCCGGAGCCCGGCCCGGCUGGCGGGGGCACUCUGGGCCCCAGUGGGGAUGAGGCUCCGCGGCCACGCAUGUCCCCUGCCACGAUCGCAGCGAAGCAUGGUGAGGAGGUGUCCCCUGCGGCCAGCGACCUGGCCAUGGUUCUGACCCGCGGCCUGAGCCUGGAGCAUCAGAAGAGCAGUCGGGACUCGCUACAGUACUCGAGCGGCUACAGCACACAGACCACCACGCCCUCAUGCUCCGAGGACACCAUCCCCUCCCAAGGCUCCGACUACGACUGCUACUCCGUGAACGGGGACGCAGACGGCGAGGGCCCGCCCGAGUUCGACAAGUCGUCCACCAUCCCUCGCAACAGCAACAUCGCCCAGAACUACCGCCGCCUGAUCCAGACCAAGCGCCCGGCCUCCACUGCGGGGCUGCCCACCGCCGGGCUGCCCAGCGCCUCGGACGGCGAGGGCCCGCCCGAGUUCGACAAGUCGUCCACCAUCCCUCGCAACAGCAACAUCGCCCAGAACUACCGCCGCCUGAUCCAGACCAAGCGCCCGGCCUCCACUGCGGGGCUGCCCACCGCCGGGCUGCCCAGCGCCUCGGGCGAGACGCCCACCCCGCCCCCGGCCGCCACCAGCGACCCCCCAGCCGAAGAUAUGCUGGUGGCCAUCCGGCGCGGGGUGCGGCUCCGCAGGACCGUCACCAACGACAGGUCAGCGCCCCGCAUCUUGUGAUGGCGCCACCCUCUGGCCAAGUGUGAAGCAGGUGGCCUGGCUGUUGAGCAGCGGCCGCUCCUAGCGGAGGCGCAGCCAGGAGAAAGCAGAGCCAGGCAAGCUUUUUUUUUUUUUUUUCCCCAAAGCCGCACAAGGCAAAGCCACUUUAUGAAAAGACAUACCCAGCUUGGAUUUCGACGUUUAAACAGGAAAUGACUUCUCUAUCAAACCUCGCUGCGACAGAGCCUGCAGGCCUCGAACUGGAUUUGGAGCCCGUUUUAUACUCUCCUUGCCUACUCUACCCCUCCUCUUUCUUCCUGCAGGCCCUGCCUUUCCCACAGUGAGCCCCAGAGCCUGCUCCUCCGCCCCCAGCGGAGGGCCAUCCCACCCACCUCGCCCGGGCCCACAGUGCCACAGCUUAGCCAACCCGGCGGGGCUUCUCCCCAGGGUCAGCAGUGCCUCGGGCCUUUCCGCAAUGCUGGCCCCUCCGCCCCUGACUGAGCUCCCUCUCCGCUCUCCCUUCUCCGCCUCUCCCAGUCCAUCAGAGAGGCAGGGUGGCCGUGGAGGGGCCAGGUGCCCAAUCAGCUAAGGUCACGGAUUUGACUGAAAAGGUUUGCGGAGUGGCUGGCAGUUGUGGGGGCAGGUUGGGAGGUCUGUCCACCGUAGGGGACGGGGACCUAGGGCCCAAGUCGAGUCUCGGGGAGUAAAUACAGGGGGCCUGCCUGAAGGAGGCCAAGGGGCACUGAGGUAGCCUCCAUGUCCUGGCUUCCUCACCCCCGUGAGACAUGGCUGAGGUUGGGGGCAGCCAUGUCCUGGCUUCCCUGCCCCCAUGAGAUAUGGCUGAGGUUGGAGGACACAGUGGGCCAGCAAGGAAGGAGUCCAGAGGCCUCAGGGGUCAUGGAGCGGCCCUCCAGGAGCUGCUUUCAGAUGUCUGGUCCUCAUCUGGGCAGAUCAAAACUAAUUCUGGUGGCACUUUGCUCACGGUUUCAGCCACCUUUGGGGGUGGGGGCUGGAGCUGCAGAGGGUGUGGAGGGUUAUUUUAUGAAUAUAAUAAUAAAAUGGAGCUGACUGGACAAGGACUAUGUGGGGGGACAGGGUGGACGAUACAGGGUGUGUCCGAGAGUGCCUGAGGGACAGGGGGCCCCACAGUGGUCGGGUGGGCCUAUGGCAGGAGGAGGAGGGCCGAAUCGGCCCCCCAAAAUCCAGGGGGCAGCUGUUUUAUCCAGCGUCUGGAGCGAAGCCAAAUUAGAGUUGGAGAUGGCCAGGGGGCAGGGCCUUCAGCCCAUCUGAGGGUAGAGGGACCCCAGCCAGGCCAGGGGCAAGUCCAGGGAGAUGGGCUUUGACUCUCUGUUGUCAGAGGAGAUGCUGUCCCAAGACUCGGCCCUCACCCACACCCGCAGCUCCGCCCCCAUCUGGUGGUGGAGGCAGGGGCGGGCAGGCUAGGGGCACCUCUCCCUCCAUGCACCGAGUUGUGCCAAUUUUAAGCAGGUAAAAGUAGGUGUGCCUCCAGCAAGCAGAGGGCCUCCUGAGGUCCUGCAGGCAGCAGAGAGCUGGGCUUGACGGGUGGCAGGGCCAGGGACAGGAGCUUCCUGGGGUCAGGAGAACAAGCUUUGCCUGGUCUGGACUUGACAGGCUUGGUCUGAGUCUCCCAGCACCAGCUGGAGAUCCUGGUAAUUCUUGUGCCAGAAGCUGGAACCCUGGCAAUGCAGCCAGGCAAGGCUGGGGAACCAAGGAUGCCCCCUAGUGGAUGGAGCUCCCGGCUCCCCUAUAGCAAUGGAGAAUGGUACCUGUAAGUCACUAGGUCUGAGAACGACCUUGCAGAGUGCUGCGGCCAACCCCAGAGCCCAGGUUUGGGCACCUGGGGUGUGGGGGCGGGUCUGGGUGAGGGAGGGCCCGAAGGGGCCGAGAGCACGUAGCCAGUGUGGGCAGCCCUCGGGUGGGGCUCACACUGCCCCUCCCCCAGGGCUGCAUCAGCUUGGCCCAGGUGGGCCGAUGGAGUAGGGUGCAGUAAGUGCGGCGUGAGCAGGGUAAGGAGCGGAGGGGACUGGGUGCGGCUAGGUCCUUGAGUCCUGGAGAGGAAGAGCUUGCCUCCUGGGGAGGGGGUGGCUUCGGAGACCCAGGGAGGGGUGGGGGCAUAGCCAUCCCCCCUGCUCGUCCCCCUCCCCCUCCGAGCCCCCCCAGGGCUGUACAUAACUCCUCCACACCCCUUGACCACCUCUCAUCCCUUUAGCGACCACCUCGUAGGCCCGCGCCCCCGCCCCGGGAUCCGAGCCAACCAUCCCGCAUCACGGACUUUGGUUUGGGGGACUUCUUUACGUUCAUUUUAUUUUUCAUUUUGUACAGAGGAUUAUUCUUUUCAAAGUCUUUUGACUGAAGUAACUUUUCUGGUGCUGUUGUUAACUUGUUCCUUCUUUUAAUUUAUUUCCCCGCCCCAGGCCUCCCCUCCUGGUUCUCUCUCUUCCCUUCAUCCCCCUCCGUCCUCCCCCAUCCCAUCGGAACCAUUUGGGUUUUUUUCUUUCUGUCAGUUUUUGGAUAAAUUAUCCUCUUUGGUCCCCACCCCCAUCCACCCCACCCUGCCCUCGAUUUAAAUAGUCACUGCUACAAGUAACAAAUGCACUGUGAAGAUCCCAGUAUUAAUAAAGUUGUACUGUAAUUAACA